UUGACAUGAGUGGAAGUGCGUGACUGAAGGGGUGAUUACGGAAAUAACUGCUUAGCCAGAAUCAAAUAAAUAAAGGAUUAAUAUCGAGUCGCCACCUGUGUCAGCCUGUAAUACUGUCCACAAUGUCCAGGCAAUCCAACCGAACAACAGACAGCAAGAAGAUGAACUCUGAGCUGUUCACCCUGACCUACGGGGCCCUGGUCACCCAGCUCUGUAAAGACUACGAGAAUGACGAGGAAGUCAAUAAACAACUGGACAAGAUGGGUUAUAACAUUGGAGUGCGUCUGAUCGAGGACUUCCUGGCACGCUCCAGCAUCGGCAGGUGUCAGGAUUUCCGAGAAACAGCCGAUGUCAUUGCUAAGGUCGCAUUUAAGAUGUACCUGGGAAUCACCCCCAGUGUGACCAACUGGAGCCCUGCAGGAGAUGAGUUCUCCCUCAUUCUCGAGAACAACCCACUGGUAGAUUUUGUGGAGCUGCCGGAUAACCACAGCACGCUGAUCUACUCCAACCUGCUGUGUGGGGUCCUCAGAGGAGCCCUGGAGAUGGUCCAGAUGGCUGUGGAUGUGAGAUUCGCUCAAGACACUCUCAGAGGGGACAAUGUGACAGAAAUCCGCAUGAAGUUUAUCAAGAGGAUCGAGGAAAAUCUCCCAGCAGGAGAUGAGUGAUGGAGACAGAAAGCUUCUUCACUCAACUUCUCAUGUCUCAUUUCGGGAGGACGAGGAACACCUUCACAUACAGACUGAGAAGACGCAUGAACUGUAGGCAAAACUUCAACACUCUUCAGUUUCUAGUGUCUUUGUUGUUGGGAGAAUAAUGCUAGGAAUUAGAAGAGACUAUUGAGAUUCGAGAGGAAAGAAACACUGUACACUAUUGAAACACAACACGACAUCAUAACAUGGCCCUGCUAUCUGGAACAUCUUAUGAGUAAAAAAUAAAAAAGAAGCUCCUUGGCACUGAUCUGUGGUCCAGUUUGAGGGGAAAGUUUUUGUAGUUCUGUGCCUGAAUGGCAGCUGUUGCUGUUGAUGAGAAGAGAAUGCCUUGGACCAUUUAUCCGUCACCAUGAAAGUCACUUUUUUUUUUUUUCAUUUAUUAUAAAAAUAAUUGUUGGGUUUCUUUGAAGAAUGAUGUCUUUUCAUUUGGUCAUGUGUUGACUGUUUUUUUGUAGCGAGGCUGGAAACCCUUACAUCAUGUUUUAAUGUUUGUCUUGUUUAAACGUUUUGUUUUUUAAGAAAUCACACUCUAUAUUGCUGCCAAUUAUAUGGCAUGUUAAUUUAUGUUGGUGGAUGUGUCAAAUAAAAGUGACAUAUUUGAUGCGA
Messenger RNA from Epinephelus lanceolatus (giant grouper), 1316 nucleotides. It is a transcript of the gene trappc3, whose product is annotated as trafficking protein particle complex subunit 3. Gene Ontology annotation, biological process: Golgi vesicle transport. NCBI's taxonomy places the organism in Eukaryota, Metazoa, Chordata, Actinopteri, Perciformes, Serranidae. The record is from RefSeq and is a predicted model, not a curated record. Gene Ontology annotation, cellular component: TRAPP complex.